AUGGAUGACUCCACAAAACAGAUUGUUGGGUUUGAGUUGAUGCAGGUGUCUCAGGCCUCAAGUUCUAUCGCAAUGGAACCAUUGUGCUUCAAGAAAGCCCUGGAAGAGAUCCUGAAUGAGGGCAUAGACGUAAAAGUGGUCACCACAGACCGGCAUCCAUCAAUACGCAAAAUAAUGAGAGAGGAAUAUCCUAAUAUAAUACAUCAGUUUGAUCCCUGGCAUGUGGCCAAAGGAUUUAAAAAGAAAUUGAUAGCGGCAUCCAAAAGGAGGGAUUGCAGUGAUCUUGCUCCUUGGGUCCGGAGUGUCAGCAACCACAUGUGGUGGAGCUGUUGCACCUCCAAAGGAGAUGAAAAGGAGCUGCUCAGACGAUGGAUGUCUCUCCAACACCAUAUCACUGGGGUCCAUCGCUGGGAAGAGAAUGGCACGGAAUACAAAUGUUUCCACCAAGAUUUGUCUGCACAGGAACAGAGAACUAAGAGGUGGCUAAAAGUGAAUUCCCCUUCCUUCCAAGCCCUGAAGUCAAUGAUGAUGGACACACGUUUGCUGAAAGACCUACAACAGAUGACACUAUUCAAACAUACAGGACAACUUGAGGUGUUUCACAAUGCUCUAUUGAAAUCGGGAACAAGCAACAACAGCAGCUGGCCAUCCAAGAACUAA
Messenger RNA from Knipowitschia caucasica, 660 nucleotides. The record is from the annotation of a GenBank genome assembly. NCBI's taxonomy places the organism in Eukaryota, Metazoa, Chordata, Actinopteri, Gobiiformes, Gobiidae.